AAAAAAAAAAAAAAAAAAUAAAUAAAUAAAUAAAUAAAGAGGCCAAUUCGACAAUAAAGGCAAUGCAUAGUCUCUCGUGGUUUCUCCUCGUCAUUGGAUUAUCCGUAGGGUUGAGUAGCGGAAAGUGGAAUGAGAAAAACUCUGUCAUCUUUACGAAUUCUCUUGGUCGGAACAAAGUCUUGAAAGUAAAUUGCAUAUCAAAUGAUGACAAUCUAGGCUUCCACUUUUUGCGCCAUGGACAAACCUACGAUUUUAGUUUCCACGAUAGUCUUUUCAAAUCAGAAUUCUAUUGUGACCUAUGGCAAGGCCCUAAUUUCAAGUUGCAUGCAGCAUUUACGGCAUAUGAAGGUGGUGGUUUGAUAGUUCAUUAUGGUAAAAAGAACUUUUGGGAUGUUAGAGAUGAUGGGAUCUAUUUCACCCAUGGCCAAAAAAUGCCCAAGUUAGAGUAUACGUGGAAGUAAUAAUUAAUCACUCAAAGGGAAAAGAUGGAAUUUAACUCAUCUUUUUGUUUUAAAGUUUGACAGAAACUUCAUUUUCUUGUGUAUUAUAGUGGACGUGAAACAUUGUAAUAAAUCAUCAAAUUAAGGCACCUUAAUAUGUAAAUGUAUCUUUAGUGUAUUAAAGAGAAACUUUAUAAGUAUGUGAGUUUUUCAAUACGCAAACAUAUCCAAG
Molecule: messenger RNA, 672 nt
Organism: Arabidopsis thaliana (thale cress)
Lineage: Eukaryota; Viridiplantae; Streptophyta; Magnoliopsida; Brassicales; Brassicaceae
Gene: SPH8
Product: S-protein homologue 8
Exons: 1
Coding region: 63-461 (132 amino acids)
Cellular component (GO): extracellular region
Source: RefSeq, marked reviewed